Molecule: messenger RNA, 1925 nt
Organism: Oncorhynchus mykiss (rainbow trout)
Lineage: Eukaryota; Metazoa; Chordata; Actinopteri; Salmoniformes; Salmonidae
Gene: wnt11f2
Product: wnt 11, family member 2
Biological process (GO): neuron differentiation; canonical Wnt signaling pathway; multicellular organism development
Cellular component (GO): extracellular region
Molecular function (GO): cytokine activity; frizzled binding
Source: RefSeq, a predicted model, not a curated record
AUACCGCCUGACCCCAUUCCAGACCGCAGAGGCAAACUGAAAACAAUCACUGGAUACUCAAGGAAUCGUUUGGAGCUAUACUUUUAUUUUAGGCAGAGGAUUUACUAUUUCUUUUUUACAAUGAAAUGCGGCAUGGAUUUAUUUCUAGUGACAUUUAUCGUGAACGCGAACUGUUGUGCUGCUAUAUAUUGGCUUGGACUUACUGUAAAGGGGAGCUCUGUAGGCUGGAAUCAAACUCAUCAUUGCAAACUACUAGAUUGGUUGGCACCUGAUCAAUCGCAACUUUGCCGGAGAAACCUCGAGCUGAUGCACAGUAUUGUCCAAGCCGCCAAGUUGACCAAAAAUACCUGUCAGAACACCUUCAAUGACAUGCGAUGGAACUGUUCAUCUGUUGAAAAAGCCCCUCGUUUUACACCAGAUUUGGCAAAAGGCACCAGGGAGUCCGCAUUUGUGUUUUCGCUAGCGGCUGCUUUAGUGAGUCACUCCAUUGCCAGAGCCUGCUCGUCUGGAGAGCUCCCCAGUUGCUCGUGCGCCCCAGCCCCUGCUGAACAGGCCGGGCCCGACUUCAUAUGGGGAGGAUGCGGUGAUAACCUGCGCUACGGUCUCCAAAUGGGAUCUGCCUUUUCUGAUGCACCGAUGAGAAACAGCAGAACUGGCUCUCAGGCGUUCAGACUCAUGCACUUGCACAACAAUGCAGUUGGAAGACAGGCACUUAUUGAUGCUCAAGAGACAAAAUGCAAAUGCCACGGGGUGUCCGGGUCCUGCUCUGUCAAAACAUGUUGGAAGGGCCUCCAUGAUAUUAACCACAUUGCCAUGGAUCUCAAAUCCAAGUACCUGUCUGCCACGAAGGUGAUCCAUCGUCAUGUUGGGACAAGGAAGCAGUUGGUCCCCAGAGAGUUGAACGUUCGACCAGUGAGAGAGAGUGAGUUGGUCUACCUGGUCAGCUCUCCGGAUUACUGCACACACAAUGAGAAGCAUGGCUCACUCGGCACACAGGACAGACAAUGCAAUAAGACAUCCAAUGACAGUGGGAGUUGCAAUCUCAUGUGCUGUGGUCGUGGCUACAAUGCCUACACUGAGAGGAUUGUGGAGAGAUGCCAGUGCAAGUACCACUGGUGCUGCUAUGUCACCUGCAAGAGGUGCGAAAGGACAGUGGAGAGAUAUAUAUGCAAAUGAACUUUCCCAGAGACAUGUGAGUGAACAUGAAGCACUAUUUUCACCACCAUCAUCUUGUCGAGUCGUGCAGACCCAGCAGUCACCUGACCUAACUCCUGUGUGCCUCUGUGCUACUACAUAGCCUACAGGCUAAGUGCAAUGAAAAACAAGAAGAGCAACUCACAGACACUACCAAAGAUAAACAGAUGAUCUGGACUCCGUUAGCUGUUUUAAAGAGACUGGAGGGCACUACUGUGAAGAAGAUUGUGUUACUUGAAGAGCAAAUGUGAUUGAUUGGGAGCUGUAGGCUAUUUGAGUUUGAUUAGUAAAAUGUUCCGCAAUAGGACAAGUUGAAUAGAUGACAAAGUAAGUGAAUCACAACAAAGACUUCCCAGAAGCUUCCCCAAAUGCGAAUUGGCCAGUCAGCUUUAAGAUUUCCAACUGAUAAUGAAAAGCUUUUAACAAUUUUACAUCUUACACGUUAACGAAAUUGCAAAUAAGAGGCAGAAUAGCUGAUUGAUCCUAUGUCCAUUUUAGUCACACAGGGUUAAUGCCAUACUACUCAGUUUAGGGAUAUUCUGAUCAUAGGCAUGCAGCACAUAUUAUCAACAGUUUGAGUUGUAUUUUUCGUUGUUUAUGAUUAUAUUGGGCAUGUUGAUGUACAGUUGAAGUUGGACGUUUACAUACACUUAGGUUGGAGUCAUUAAAAAAUCAUUUUUCAACAACUCCACAGAUUUCUUGUUAACAAACUAUAGUUUUGGCAAGUUGGU